GCUGGGUAUGCCCGGGCACUUCCGGUGUCCCGGCGCUGUGGCUUGGGGCAGCUCUGCUCGGCCCCGACUGGCUGGGUCCGUCCUUUUUGGAACAGAAGUGGAAAUUUUCUCAGAUUCUUUCACUGCUAAAAUCAUCACUACGUAAGAUGCAUCCAGACCUGUCUCCUCACCUGCACACUGAAGAAUGUAACCUCAUUAUCAGUCUGCUCAAGAAGUGUCACAAGGAGCACAGUGUUCUGAGGUUUUUUGGCUAUUGCAAUGAUAUCGACCGUGAGAUGCGGAAGUGCUUAAAGAAAGAGCUAUUACACUGUAAUGACUUCUUGAAGGCUAUGUUUCUUCACCUGAAAAUCUGGCUACACUGCUAUUCUAUUACUAUGAAGUCUCUGUUCAAAAGUCCUGUGAGAAGCUGUUCACAGUAUGAAGAAAAAAGGGCCAGGAACAAGGAGUUGCGUCGGAAAAUAAUUAAUGCUCACAAAAACUUGGAGAAGUGAGCUGUACCAUACAUGGACAAUUGCAUCUCAAUAGGGACACUCACUUGAAAAUUGACAGAAUAUCUCUUUCAAGUUGCCAAUAUUCAACCUGUGGUUUGUGAAACGGUGGAAAAAUAAAUGUACCUAAAACAUACUAAUUUCCAGAAACGUAAACUGAAUGUGGGAAAAAUAAACUGAUUGCUCACAAGUUAAUUUUUGGCCUCGAAAAGGCACCUGUUGUGACAACUCUUCAUUCUGUUAUAAUUUUAUUAUGACUAUUAAGUAAUGAUGUAUCAAAUAUCAAUGUGUGUGGAGUAUUAUGCAUUCAAAGCUGCAGCAUUCCCAAUCCUGUGUUGAGUUGCAUUUAUUCCUUCACAGUUAGUAGUUUCUCUUUCACCUUUUUUUCCUCGCAAAAUGCUGAAUGAUUUAUUACAACACUAUGAAGAGUGAAUGAAAACAUUGUUUAAAUGGAUUACUAUAAAUGAAUUUCAAACCAAUGUGGCUUGAAAUUGAAGAUGGCCUAUCAAGCAAUUAGUGGAGCUCUAGUAUUUUUUGCUGAAGCCAAAAUGACGAAAUGACCAUUUUCCAUUGAGAACAUUAAGAAUUCCUCCUGCCAACUGUAAGCGCAGAAUAGACUGCCGUAAGUUAACUUGUUUAUCAUACGUGAUGCAGAUUGCUUUAGAAACCCAGAAUGGAACUUUUUCAGAGAUUCUAAAGCACUGCCUUGAUUUAUACUGAGUGCAGUCAGAGUCUGCUGAGCGCUGCCAAAAAUACCAGCUAAGUUGUUCAUCUACGUUUGCUCGUACAAAGGGGGCGUCAACUCAUGAUUACUGCUGUUGGACAAAAACUCGGGUUAGAAAAUGCAUCUUGUCUUUCAGUUGCUCAAAUCAAUGAGCAGUGUGCUAGUCAAGCUGCCUUGUUAGCUACAAGUGUUGUUCUGAAGUGUCUAACUGCAGAAAGUUCUGAACGUGUUUCUGAAUGCCAAGAAUUUCAUGAGGAUGCUGUGUUGGUUUAUGCAGCAGUGGAGCUGCUUUGUUGAAUGUCUCUUGGAUUUCCCUUUUGUUUUUUUUUUAAUGACUUUUCUAUUUUGCUUAGCAAAAAGACUCCUUAAAGUAAAUUUUUUUGAGCUAAAUAUAAAUAAAUCUCUUGAAGCUUUUUGAGGAAA
This is a messenger RNA of Lagopus leucura (white-tailed ptarmigan), 1635 nucleotides long. RefSeq names its product C-X9-C motif containing 2 (gene CMC2). The transcript has 5 exons. The record is from RefSeq and is a predicted model, not a curated record. The coding region runs from base 147 to 491 and encodes 114 amino acids. NCBI's taxonomy places the organism in Eukaryota, Metazoa, Chordata, Aves, Galliformes, Phasianidae. Gene Ontology annotation, cellular component: mitochondrion.